GGAUUAUAAUUAUGCCACGAACUGCAAGAUCUACAAUCGCAACGUUCAUGAACGAUGAGUCUGUUGAUGCUGAAUCUUGUACCGUAGCAAAUAACAGCGACAAUUCUGAUGGAAAAGAAGACUGUGUCAUUUCAAAGGCUCUGGACGUUGCCAAAGGUAUAUCAGCUGCGUCGGAAAAUGAGGAGAAAAUGAUUCUGCUGGGCAAACUCCGGCGCCUCAUUGACAUGACCCAAUGUGAAACUACACCAUUGGACAACUUAAAUUACCAAGGAGGACACGGCCUGCUGGAGUCUGUCAAGAAUCCAUUCCUGAAAGGAGAGCCCGCUCUACUGGUCAAUUUCAUUGAUGCCCUAGGCUUGCUGUUGGAAUCCAGUCUGAAAUCCGGUGUACAAGAUUCUCUUGCGCUGCUGAAUGUCCUCUUGAGAGUUACGAGUAGUGACUAUGGACAGAGGGUUGUGGCUAGCAACAAAAGAAUUAUGACCUGGCUAUUCCUUAAGCUCAACCCUGAAGACCCGACCAUGCUCAACAACAGAGAGAGCGAAAUCAUGGACAUUAUUCUAAGCCUCCUGAAGAGAUGCUCAAGGGUUUACCGAGUUCAAAUUUAUGAAGGUUGGCUUAGAGAGGUAGUUGAUUGGAUGAAGGCCCAGCUUGUCCAAGAUGCUGAAUUCAAAGACCGUCAGUCCAAAAUCGUGCUCGAAAUUUUGCUUAAUAUCUGCAGUAGUAACAGAGGCAGGCUUCCUCUCAUUGAGCAAAGUGGGCUGAAACAACUCAUUUCGCAAAUAAGCAAACUGAUGUCCAACAAAACUGAUGACAUUCAAAUUUUUACGGCUAGGCUGCAAUUGCUGCUCACCCCAUACGACUUAGGCAUUGACGAUGGAACGCUGGUGCCAUUGAGCAUUGUCCGAAUCAUUGGAAUCCUGCAGCGGACGAUGGAAAACCAGAGCCAGACUGCCCUGCUGGUCAGUUGCUUGGAAUACUUGAAUGACAUUGUCAACUUUUCCCCGUGCACGGUGCAGUUGCAUGAGCGGAACUGGUUGCUUUUGAUUGAGGAGUUUUUGAGCUUCUCCAAUGAGGAAAAAAAGACAUGGUACAACAAUCUGGCUGAGCCUCUAUUGAGUCUGCUCCUCUCCUUGCAUUGUGAUGAAGUCAAGCUGUCAAUCAGUGACAGCACUUCUGACGUUAUCAACAACUGCGCCUCUGAAUUCUGCCUGAUCAUUCUCAGCGAUGUUUUGGGUGCUUGUGAUGUGCAUAAUUCAGCAAUCAUUUCCAUCAAGAGCAAAGUAUUUUUACUGCUCGCCAAAAGUUUGGCAUCUGUGGAGAUUUGGUCAAGAGUCUCCUCGAUGCGAGAGCCAAAUACAGUUUCUAAACUACUGAUCAGAAUCUUAGAAACUCUAAUCUCAGAAAGAGUCGACGUAGGAGAUAUUGAUCUGCCAUACUCUAUAUCAGCAGCAAAGCUUCUGACGCGUGUUGCCUCACUAGAUCAAACGUUCAGCCAAACCCUGAAUGAUACUCUGAUGGACAGCCUUCUCUUUGAUGGUACUGGCAGUAUGAGCAAUGAUCAGGUGUUAGCCUGCGUUAUCUUGGCAACCCACCUAGCCGACUCUUUCCCUGAAACCUGGUUGAGUAAAAGCCAAGAGUUUUUUGAGCGAGAUGAUGUGUGCAAGCAGAUCGUCAACGCGCUCAGAUUUGCCUCUCAUGAUUUGGUUUUAGACUUGAAUUUUGCAAUUGCCAAGCUUUCAACCGAAAAGGGGAAUUGUCAGCUAAGAAAGUAUUUAAGACGCGCUGACAGUGGGAACUACACUAUUCAUUCAUACCAGGAUUCCUUCCAACUUGGUUCAACCUUCUCCAGCAACAAAUCACUACGAAAUAAUUUAGACCCAGCAUCUAGAAAGGAAUUGAUUGCGGAAUAUGAGGAGAAGAUUCAAUCUUUAAACUUUGAAAGAGAGCAGUGCCAGAAAACAAUUAACUCAAUGAAGGAUCUGGUGGAUUUUUACAUGUCAAAGGAGAAAUUCAUGGAAAAUGAGAGAGCAAAACUGGGAAUUAGAAAUUUGGAACAGAUAGCAGAGAAUGAGAACAUGAUGCGUGAGCUCCGCGUGAAAGGCCAAAAAAUCAAAGAGAUGCAGCAUUAUGACGCCAAACUAAAACAGCUUCUAGAUGAAGUGAGGGUUGACUUGGGUUCAAAAACUAAGACUCUGUCCGAGCUCAGUGAAGUAAAAAUUCGCUUGGAAAAGACCAUCAACGAACUGAGCGAAGAUUUAGAAUUACACAAGAAGGAUCUAGCAGAAAUGAAAACUAAGGAGGAGAACUCUCAGAGGGUCAUUGGUGAGUUGAGAUCUGAGCUGGAAAUACGGAAUUAUGAAUUUGAAGAAAUGAAGACUGAUAACGACAGAAUGAGGAAGAGCAUUAUGACCCACGAGCAGAAAAUCUCCAAAUACAGGCAACUGGCUCAAGAUAACAAACUGGAAAUGGCAGAGUUGAAGGAGGCGCUGGCCAAACAAGAUGAAACACUUAAGGCGUUUAAGGAGAGCAACAAAGAGAUGUUGGUGGAAUUGGAAGAGCUGAAGAGGUUCAAAGAAAACAUCCUUAAUAUCACAUCUAAAUCUAAGUGAAAUAAAGCUGAAAAAGGAUGAAAUACUCAUAUCAUGUAUUACUCUUGUUCUAACUGAUUUUGUGGCCGUUUGCCGUCUUCCUCACACUGCGACCAUAAAAUCUGUCCUAUCUCUGUUGUAAAUUUUUACUUAAUUAAAGAAGAGCUAAAUUUUUUAAGACAAAA
This is a messenger RNA of Cloeon dipterum, 2773 nucleotides long. RefSeq lists its product as uncharacterized. The record is from RefSeq and is a predicted model, not a curated record. NCBI's taxonomy places the organism in Eukaryota, Metazoa, Arthropoda, Insecta, Ephemeroptera, Baetidae. The transcript has 17 exons. The coding region runs from base 12 to 2609 and encodes 865 amino acids.